CUGCUUCCAUGGUCAGUGAAAAAGGGUCAAAUCCUAUGAGCAUGAUAGAAUCAAACGUUAAACACAGAAAAUCCCACCAUUAAUUCUGGUGUUUCCCACGCAGAAACAGUAUAUCUUACUGAACAAUAGAAAACUUUGGAUUGGCAUAAUUAAAGAUGCAUGAAGGCUUUACACUUGUUUGACACCAAUAUAGAAGCAUGGCUUAAAGAAGGUACUCUCCAGGAAUCAUGGACUUUUUCAGUUAGAAUCAUCAACUGAUUUGCUGUAAAUCUAUGGGGAUAGCUAGCAGAAGGUAGAAGGAUAAGAGUCUUCAAACCUUGUCAAGGAGGAAAAGUGCAGGGAGGGAAACUAAUUUAAAGGAGAUGGAAUCCAAAUUCUAUUUGGGGUAAUGCCUUUUUUGUUUUAUUGGUGUUUGGUGUGCUGUGCUAAACUUGCCUCACAAUUAAAACCAGAAAAGUUCGAUUCUUUACUUACCCUUUACCUUUCCUUUCACCCAAUUGCCAUGAAAAGCUCCCACUUCUUCACUCUGCCCUGUCAAGUGCCCACUGACAACCCACCCUCUGUUUUCCUUCCUCCUUUUUGUUCCUCAUUCAAAGUUAAAAAUCUCGUCUAUUUACAUCUUCGUCUUCAAUUCCCAUGGAGGAGCAUCCCAGUCGUGAGCGCAAUCCUCACUUUCAGCCAAGCCCACAGCAUCAGGAUCAACAAAAACAACCGCAGUACCUCUCAACGCAGCUGCCUCCAUCGGGACAACCACCACAACCCUCUCGCCAACCUCUUCGCCAUGGAGGAGUAUCAGGUACUCUUAAGGUGCCCAACACUCGCAGGAAAAAGCCUGUCAUCUGGUUCACCACCUGGUUCGGUGCUGUCUGCUGCGCCAUAUUCUGGAUCAUCAUCAUACUCACGGGCUUAGCCAUACUGAUCGUCUACCUCGCAUUCAGGCCUCGAAGCCCUCAUUUCGAUAUCUCAAGCGUUACCCUCGAUGCAGCUUACAUAGAUACAGGGUCUCUGCUCAAUGCCGACCUCACUAUCCUUACCAAUUUCACAAACCCAAACAAGAAGGUAAACGUGGAUUUCAGCUUCAUGGUCCUUCAGCUCUAUUACGAAGACACCCUAAUCGCCACCAGAGCCAUAGAUCCUUUUUCUGUGACAAGCAUGGAGACGAGGCUCCACAAUGUGGAGAUGAUCUCCAGCCAAGUUUCUCUCCCAAUAGAUGUCUCAGAGACACUGAGGAAACAGAUGGGUGGGAAUGCAGUCAUCUUCAACCUCCAGGGCACAUUUCGAACUCGAUCAAAUUUUGGGAGUUUCUUUCAUUAUACGUAUUGGGUGUACAGUAAAUGCACCAUUGUUACGACUGGGCCUCCUAGUGGUGUCUUGAUAGCACACAAAUGCAGAAAGAAGCGUUGAGAUUGAUGAAACCCAACAAAAUCAUCAUUUGUUACGGAACAAAUCCAACACGAAAAGGCGCAUAUAGUUGGGAAUUGAGAGUAUAAUCCAUCUUUUAUACCGUCAUUGUCUACUUCAUACAAAUUCAUUUUGUCAUUCUACAAGUGUCUGUAUCCAAACGACUUUGGUUAAACAAAGAGAGGAGCUGAAAUUUGCUUCCUGUA
Molecule: messenger RNA, 1607 nt
Organism: Macadamia integrifolia
Lineage: Eukaryota; Viridiplantae; Streptophyta; Magnoliopsida; Proteales; Proteaceae
Product: NDR1/HIN1-like protein 3
Exons: 1
Coding region: 637-1404 (255 amino acids)
Cellular component (GO): plasma membrane
Source: RefSeq, a predicted model, not a curated record